Molecule: messenger RNA, 3772 nt
Organism: Aricia agestis (brown argus)
Lineage: Eukaryota; Metazoa; Arthropoda; Insecta; Lepidoptera; Lycaenidae
Exons: 18
Coding region: 115-3678 (1187 amino acids)
Source: RefSeq, a predicted model, not a curated record
ACUUCACAGUUGUAAACUUUGAAACGAACUUUAGUUUCUGUAAAUUUGAAUUCUGUUUAUAACGAGUGAUUGAAGUGAAUUUUUAGAUGUUAUUUAUUGUUGCAAAGCAAAAACAUGGAUAAUCCUCUUACUCCAAAUAAAAUACAAAGGUUGAUGCACUUGGCGGAAGAUAAAUCAUUCAAUUUACCAAGGCGUUUGGCACUAAACGAAGAAAACUUAAGUAGUCUCACACCAAGCCUGACAACGUUUAAUAAAACUGGGACGAAUUAUGAAUCUUCUUCCGGCAUAUUGGACUUGGAUAAAGUUGAGGGUUUUGGUGAGUCUGGCAUUGGGAACAUGUCCCUGAGUAAAUCAUCCGUCUUCAACCCUGGAGAAAUGACUGGGAGGUCAACAGGUACAGAGGAAGUUGAUGUCCAACAGGCUAUGUUGGGUUCGGCUCGUGCUUUCGAGGAGUACGGAAGACACUCUGUGGCCUUGGACAGCAUAACCAGCCACAUGGACAAACAAACAUCAGAGAUUAAUGAUAUAAUGAGACAUUCAAUAGCUACAAAUUAUUCAUUCCAUUCUAAAAGGGACCUGACAGCUGAUGAAGCUUCUUUAGUGAUGAGAGAAGCACCACUGCCCAUACAACACAGCACACAGGCAAACUUCCAUGAGAGCGCUUUAUUGAGCACCUCAAAUGUAUCAGUAGGCGCUUAUUUUAAGAACAGAUGUCCAGACUUUGGGAGAAUACUGAACAAUGUCGAUAGUCCUGAUAGGCGCAGUGUCGCUGACACAUCAAAUGUGUAUGAUGAAAGCCAAAACAUUCCAAAUCAAUCAUACCAAAUGGAUCAAUCUUUAGACUGUGUACCUGUGAGGCAGCCGCGGAGCACAGAAACAAUUCCACCACCAACACAAUUUAAUAUGCCAUACAAUAAACCUGAUUUUGCCAUACCGAAAAAUCCACAGGGACAGUCAAGUGUGUACACAAAAAGUAAAGAAACAAAUAAUGAGAGUGCAAUCAAAGAGAAGUCCAUGUCCGUCAAGAAACCAUUCAUGACAUCAACAAAACCUGCGGAUGUUUUGUUAAGGAACCUACACACCUCAAUGCGGACACCGGCUGAAGACACUGAAUAUUCUAUGGAGAACUCUCUGAGCCUGUCCAAAAUUGCUGAUUAUUUAGGUAAGCAAUCAAAUGUAAGUGUAACAGACUUACUGCAACUGAAUAAACAAGCGAAAAACAACAAGAAAAAACCACUAACAGAAAUCAACGUCAACACAAUGGAAAACAAACAAAACGAAGAGGUAUAUGUCGCAAAAUUGAAAGAUUCAAAGAGCUGUGAGAUGGCUAGCUCGUCAGGUUCCAUGAAUACUGUACUCUACAUGGAUAAAUUGAAAAUUAAUGAAGCAAACAACAUCCCAGCCGUAGUAGUAACGAGAGAUUCUAAUAGCACCAGCAGUAGUAAGAGGGAGCAAAAGUCACAUAGAAUGAACCGAUCAAACUCUCCGUCAAGCAAGAGUUGUUCGACCCUCAGUACCGUACAAGAGAACAAAAUGAGCAUCAAAUCUGGAGACAGUCCUAUCAAUAAUAACACUAGUAGAGGCAAAACAUCUAUUCCCUCCCCAAACCUCGAUUACAAAGAGUUAGAUAAAUCAGUAGUUUGGCAUGAGGUGUUACAACAAAAGCAGUUUAGAGAAGAUAGCUUUGCUAAAGAACAAUGGGCGGACAUUAUUACUACACCAGUUGAAGGCUACGUCGGUGUCAGCAACACAGUCACAAUUACCGUCACCACAUUAUCUGACAGUUGGUUAACUGCUAGACUGGAGUUUGAUAAGUCAAACAAGGAUGUUAUAAUCGAACUGCCAAGAUUACCACUAUUACUGUCCCCGGGAAAAACAGAGAAGUUUACUCUGCAACUCACAUCUAACAUAGAACUGCACGAAAAUCUUCCAUUCAGUUUGUAUAUGAAAGAUGCUGCAGUGGAUAACGAUAUAAAGCAGGCAGGAAAGCUUCAAGUUGAUAUCAAAAUGCCAACCGUUCAAGCCAUAUCUAGCGACGGUGUGAAUGCCUUAACAUACCCACCGAUUAAAGAAAGGUCUUCGUCUACCAAGUAUUUUGUUCUCAUAAGUGACUGCCCAGUGGACUUGCAACUAGAAUUGUUUAUUGCUGAAGGAGAGAGCAUGUUUUCUAUGAAGUCAGUCCAAGAGAUAAGGAAGACUGACGUCAGUAAGGCGUUAAUGGAUCGUCAAGUGGAAGAAAGUAAACACAAAUCUAAGGGAAUGAAUAGACAGCUGUGUAGACUGAGCAGUGGGAACGCGAUUAAAGUUAUGGUCACGUUUACCGCGCCGAAAUUGUCAGAUUUAAAUCUAUCUGAUAAAAUGGUGACAUUCAAAGGCUCACUCCAUGUAAACAUGAUCGGCAUCAAGUGUCUGAUGAAGAAGGUGGGUCUGGAGGCCACUGUCGGCACCUCCAGCCUCGUCAUACAGAUACCCGGCAGCAAACUACAACUUACUAAUGAACCGACGACAAUAAGUUUAUCCAACACGGGUUCUAUACCUGGCGUGUGGAAUAUAAAGUUUAAAGGUGUAACCGGGAGUGAUGGCAGUUUCCCUUUCAAAGUGUCAGCUGUGUGUCUAGACAUCAGGCCAGGGGCGUCCAAGGAGUUGAGCCUCAUGUACACUGGACCACCGGACUCACAAAAUGAAGGCAUAUUAAUUUUGGAAGAUGCUUCCAAUGGUAGUAAAACGACAAUUGAAAUCUGCGGAGGAAGCGAUAAACUUAAAACAUUCCCGAUCAAAACAAACUACAACAAUAUGUCCUGGGUCCGAUCAGAAAGGAAGGAGCUAAGUUUGAAAAACUCCAUAAACAAGAAAAUUCAUUUGAGAUGUCAGAUCGUGGGUGAAGGAUUCUCGGUAGAUUUGCCCGGAGUUGAUCCGAGGGGAACUUUCAUACUUACUUUUGCCCCGUUUGAAUGUAGACCACUACCGAUACUGUUUUCGCCAAACACAAAUGAUCCCUGCGCUGCUGCUUUGCAUUUGGUCUUCGAUAAGAACAGCGAUUUUUCUAGAAAGAUAAAACUGCACGGUUGUGCGGGCGACGGCGGCGUCCGCUGGUCGGGUCUCGUGACGUACGGCGACACGGCGCUCGUGCGGGCCGUCGCCGGCGCGCCCGUCUCUCUCGCCGUGUACAACCGAGCGCGCGCCCCCGCCUUCCUCGCUGCUAGGACGCACUUUAAUUUGCAAUACCGCUGGGUGGGUUCCCAGUGCACACUGUCCGGCGCGCGGCGCGUGAUCGGGGCCGGUGGGCGGGCGGCGAUCACGAUGGGCGUGCCAUGGGCGCGGCUCCAGCGGCGACGGUCGGCGACCACGGCGCUGGCGACCGUCACGCUCAUUACUGGCGCCGAGAUGACGCGUCGGAGGAUAUUGAGAAUAAUCAGAGAUGAAUCAACGGGAAGGCUGGACACUUCCCUGCUGCCAGACCACUUGAAGGUGUUGGCGGAGAACUUCGAUGGAGAAGAUUUGGCCAUGGACGAUACUAUCAGCAGUUUUAGCGAAACAAAGGCCUCGUUGAACGAGCUAUUCGACAGCAUCCAGGAGCUGACAGCGCAAAUUGAUCUCCCACAGGAACUCGCAGACGAAAACAACACCAUCAUCAUAAGCGACGACACUGUAGUCGAGCAUCAUACUCUCUGUGAUUAAUUUAUGAAAAACUUUUUUACCUGAGGACUGAAUCUGCAUGUAUUAUAUUACGUACUUAAAAUAUUAUUUUUAUCGAAUAAAUGUUUAAUCUCUU